CAGGAUCCCUCCCUCCCCCUCUCCCCGUGGAUCUCUGCGCUGCUCUCCAGCCUCUACCCAGGCAGGCCUCUCUCCUCGCCAUCCUCCUCCUCGGUGGGUGUGAAUGAGUGGGCGAGGGGUGUGACCGCGCCGGCUUCGGCGUGAUUUACGGCUUUGCUGAAAACGGCUUUUCCCCGCAGCAUCAGCACCGCUGGCAGCCGCCGCCGCCGCCGCCGCCGCCGCCACCACAGCAACAAGUCAGGAUCUGGAAAGUAAUGCAACAGAACACUUUUGAAGAAAGCAGAUACCCCUGGCAGGAGUCGUUUGAAAAUGUCAGUGUCUGCAUGCCGUUCCGUUGCCCACGAUGCGGGGACCGCACCAGAUUCAGGACCCUGUCAUCCCUGAGAGCCCAUCUGGAAUACAGCCACAGUUACGAAGAUCGGAGCCUUCUGACAAAAUGCAACCUCUUUUCUUCCCUCAGAGACGCAGACCUGAUCUCUUCUUCCGAGCUCCUGACGCCAGGGAUGCUUGGCGACGGCCCCGGUGUCAUGAAACCAAAGACGUCCUAUCUCAACUUCUGCGACACGGCCCAGGAGAACACCAGGAACAGGAAGCCGCUGGAGGCGGAAGCAGAAAGGCCUGCGUCUCUGGGGUCAAAUUACACGUCAGGGGAAUCCGUAGACGAGCCGAUAUCUAAGCCAGGGUUGGCGACAAGUGACUCGAAAGCCUCGUUCGAGGCCCACGUGAGAGAGAAGUUCAACCGGAUGGUGGAAGCGGUGGACAAAACGAUCGAGAAGAGGAUCGACAAGCUUACCAAAGAGCUGUCCCAAAAGACGGCCGAGCUCUUGGAGGUUCGGGCAGCUUUUGUGCAGCUUUCUCAGAAGAAGCAGGAAGUCCAGAGGCGGGAGAGGGCCCUCAACAGGCAAGUGGACGUGGCGGUGGAGAUGAUCGCGGUGCUGAAGCAGCGGCUUACGGAGUCAGAGGAGGAGCUCCACAGGAAGGAAGAAGAAGUCGUUACAUUUAAUCACUUCCUGGAGGAAGCUGCUGAGAAGGAGCUUCGCGGCAAAGCCAGGCUCCAGCGUUUCAUUGAGAAUCUCCUGCAGCGGGUGGAUCUGGCAGAAAAGCAACUGGAGUACUACCAGAAUCAGCAGAUCGUGGGCAGCUACAGCGAUGUCCAUGAAUAUGUGUUUACAGAUAUAUCAUCCAGCAAGAAACCCAGAUGCCUCAGCAGCCGAGGAAACCAACACGGUUACUAUAACACCCCUGAUGUGAAACCUCACUCUCUUCAGAAGGGACGGAUGCACUUGAAGAAAGCCAAGGAGGACAAAUCCUGCGCCCACCCAGUUAAAUUGUUUUAUGAACCUGUUGACUGCGCAAGGGACGUUUGGAGACCUCAGAAGAAAGGGGACGCCGUCGGUGCCUCCCGCAAGGUUAACGUGAAAUCAAAGAUCAGUAAAAAAAGCAAACAGCUCUACUAAGAGCCCAUAUACGAUAUAGAGAUAUAUGUAUGUAUCUAACCUAAUCUAUUUAUAAAUGCAUAAUGCAAGAUCUGGCAGCUUUGGGCUACUACAGAUAGAGAUUAAUAGCACAAUCAUUCGCCUGUCUGCUCAAAAUUCAGUCCCCUGAGUUUGACAGGACUUGCUCCCAGGUAAGUGUGCCUAGGAUUGCAGGCUUAAUUCUGUCGAACUUGGAGGGGUUUCCUUCUGAACAGACAAGUCUAGGAUUGCGCCGUUGGUCCCACCCAUUGCUUAAACCACAAUAUAUUUCCCUAUGCAUUUGGGCAAUGAUAUAUUUAAUAGAUGAUAUAAAUACGUAAAUAUAUAGAAUAAUUUAACUGCCUCAUUUCCAGGACUUUGAUUGUAGAUGUGGCACUUUAUUUUCCCCAAGAGCAUCUUUUCAAUUGAGUCCGGCAUUUCACUCAUCCUAAGUCUUGUUUUGCUUACUUACGUUUGGAAGAAUUCCUUCUGCCUGGCACCUUAAUAAAUCCCUUAUCUAGUGAGAGUGAUGGGUCGGGAAUAGAAUUAGAAAACGAUUUGUGGAAGCCCUAAAUGCACUGAGCCGAGUGUUCUUCCUUUGACGCCAGGGCACAAACUGCACCAUGCCACUUCUGCAAGGACUAAGCAGCUGGGAGGAAUCUGAUUGGAUGACUACCUCCCUCCCUGCCUACUACCACCUAGAACAGGAAGUAGGGAGGAGUGAACUGGAGGUCUCUGUAAGCUGCCUUCUGCUGGUGGCCUAGACGGGCAGCUGUUGUGAUUGAUCCCUGCACUCGCCUUCUGGGAUGCCCUCCAGCUGCAGUGGGGGGAGGAAUGGGAGGUUAUCAGCACUGCCUUUUCUGGGUAGCUAUGGCAGGUUGGAGGCUCAGGGCUCACUCCUUGACUUCCUUUUCCAUACAGCUGAAUGGCUACUUUAGUGGUGCAGAAAGCGCUGCAGCAAAGCACUACAGUGACUUAGUUUUGUGCCUUGAAGGUCAGCACAUCUGCAGCCAUUUAGCUAUAUUGUAUCUGCACCUCACUUUUCCUUCAAGGAGCUCUGGACAGCAUACAGGAGGGUUGUUCUGUUUUGCCCUCCUGGUUUGGGCUGAGGGAGAGUGGCUCAAGGUCAUGCCACGAGCUUUACACAUGAGUGAGGGGUUCAAACUCAUGUCUGUCUGGUCCAGGCCCCAGGGGAGUAGCCAGGGAAACCAUGGCCACUGCUAGGCCCACAAUGCUCCUAGUGGUUUUUCUUACCCUUGAGCAAAAAUACAAUACAGCAAUUGAGCCCCUGCAUGACAUAGAGUGGCUUGUUUUGCCGUUCUUGAUCCAAGCUCAAACGCUUGCUUCACGUAACUUGCUCUUUCCUGAAGCAGCCCUGUGUGUGGUCAAGUUGCCCACCAUCUUGCCCAGGAAAAAAGCCUGAGGCCACAUGAUGCCAUUACACUGCAAAGGCAAAGCAGCGGGUCUCAGUCUGGACAGUGGCUGGAGCCAUAGGUAAGCUGCUCUUAGCUUUCUUAAGGAAGGCCGGGCUAAGGAAGGGUGCUAAUAAGCUGCCAUACUUCUUCCAUAGAGUAACAACCCUCCCUUAAUGGUAGCAGCCACAGGACUUCCAAAUAAGUGGGGUGGGUUGUGUUUGGCCAAAAUACCGUAGUUAGUUAAUUCAUCCACUUUGACUUUCUGGAACAGAUGUGGGCAACAUAAGACCCACAAGCCAAAAAUGGCCUGUAAUUCUGUUUUGCAGAAUCUGACAUGAGUUGCAGUCCAGUCGGCCCAAAGUCUGUUUUGGGGGGCCUAAUCCGGCCCCUAUGGCAGUUUAUUUCCUGGAGUAAAAUCCUAAAAAAACCUUGACACCUUAAAAAAAGCUCAAUAAGUUUGGUUGGCCCUUUGGGCGGCCCUCACGGCCCUUUAUUUCAUCAAAUCUGGCCCUUUUUGAAAAAAGUUUGGACACCACUGGUAGUGGAAGGCUUAGAGCAGGCAUAGGCAAACGCGGCCCUUCAGAUGUUUUGGGACUACAACUCCCAUCACCCCUAGCUAACAGGACCAGUGGUCAGGGAUGAUGGAAGUUGUAGUCUCAACAUCUGGAGGGCCGAGUUUGCCUAUGCAUGGCUUAAGAGACACAUCAGCCCCUGAAGCUAGAUGGGGGAGGGGGGGCAUUGUUAUCUCUCUUCAAGGAGAAUAGAGCAACAGCAGGAAACUCCUCUGCCACCUAGUGACUUGACCAUAUAAUGGCACCAUCCACAUGCUUCGCUUGCAACAUCUGAUGGCUCACGCUGCUCAUUCCGAGUGCUGCGGGGCCUCAGGGUCUUCACAACUUUGUGCAUGGCUUAGUGAAUGAAGUUCGCUAAGAGCAGAAUCCAAAGGUGAUAGCAGCAUUCCCCAACUUAGGGAACUUGGUACUUUCCAGAUGUGUUGGGAAAGUCAUGUGGAAUGGGUGUUGCUGUCCGAAACAUCUGGAGAGCAUCAGCUUGCGGAAGGCUUGGCUACACAGUUUUUAGUGUGGCCUAGUUCUCCCUGAGGUGGUAGACUUAUGCCCAGGCUGUACCAUUUUAUAACUGCAGGUGGGAGCUCAUGUGAUGGAAUGGUCCUCUACCGAUUAAAAAAAAAGAAAAGAUUUCUCACAUAGAAAGCUAGCAUGUUGGAGACAAAGCAAGACUAGAUCCCUUCUUCCUGACACCUGCUUUCUAUGAAGAGGGAGUUUUUGUUUGGGGUAGAAUGUAAUCAGCCUGGAGUGGUACAGUCCAAGCACAAGUUAUCCACCCCAUGCCUAUGUUUCAUUUACCCCCUUGCGGUAUCUGCAGUUGCUGUUGGCUGCUAUUCUAUGAACUCUCAUUAAAUGGAAUACCAAAACCCAGUGGAGAUUU
Molecule: messenger RNA, 4315 nt
Organism: Podarcis raffonei (Aeolian wall lizard)
Lineage: Eukaryota; Metazoa; Chordata; Lepidosauria; Squamata; Lacertidae
Gene: ZNF365
Product: zinc finger protein 365
Exons: 5
Coding region: 255-1457 (400 amino acids)
Biological process (GO): regulation of double-strand break repair via homologous recombination; regulation of DNA strand resection involved in replication fork processing; regulation of neuron projection development
Cellular component (GO): centriolar satellite
Source: RefSeq, a predicted model, not a curated record